Messenger RNA from Lactuca saligna, 2265 nucleotides. NCBI's taxonomy places the organism in Eukaryota, Viridiplantae, Streptophyta, Magnoliopsida, Asterales, Asteraceae. The record is from the annotation of a GenBank genome assembly.
GGUCAAUGAAAAGUGAGUAAAUCCAUUUUUGUUGUAUACAAAGUGAUAACAAUAAUGACAUCUUUCCUUUGAUUGGUUUGACUACUGAAACUCUCUUCCCUUUCUCUCUUUCUCUCUCUUUAAAAACACAAAAACAAAUACACAUCUGCUUCCUAAAUGCACAGUACUCCUACUCUUAAAUAUUUUCCCCAAACUUUUUUCUCUCUUCAAAAAUCUCUUAUUUGUUUUAGUUUGACUCCUUUAAAAACGUUUCUAGGGUUUGAUCUUCACAAAUCUCACAAGUUGUCAACAGAUUUAAACAAAUCUUGCAAACAAGAUUUGUGGAUUUUCUUAUUUCUGUUCUUUAAGGUCAUCAAGAUCAACAAAUUGGAACAAUCAACCGCGAAAGGUCAAUUUUCCCAAGUGAAUAAAACGCAAAGUUCUUGAAUUUCAAAGACGAUGGGGUGUUUAACGGUGUUAAAAGGCAAGAAAAAGAAAUCAAACCCAAACAUUCACGUAAAACGAGUCAACCCACAAGACCCGACUCCAACUACAUUACCCGAACCACUAACCCAGACCCAACCCCGGCUACAAUCCGCACCACCAAGCUUCCGAACCAGGGUCAAACCGGUCCAACCCAACAACCCACCAAACACUAGCAGAACACGAGCCCUAUCAGCACCUUCAACCCUGGAUGCAGCCGAACAAGACGCACUUUCAUCAGCCGAAUUUGAAGAACACGAAGAAUCCAAAACCCGUGGCAGCGGCGGAGGCGGAGGCGGGUUGCCGCCUGUCCCGCAGCCGCUGCCGCUUCCUGCACCGCAUACAGCCAACUUGAAAACCAUGGGAAGCUUUAAAGUUGGUGGCGGCAGUGGGCUGUUGCCCCCUCUUAAUACUUCCGGCCCUCUGCCACUUCCGCCAUCGGGAACCACCCAUCUUCCGCCAAUGAUUCCGGCAUCUUUACCGACAUCUGGAACACUUAAGAAUUUCACGUUUGAAGAAAUCGCAGCUGCUUGCCAUAACUUUUCACCUGAGAGAUGCGUGUCUGAAGGUCUUUCUUCUGUUAUGUAUAGAGCUUCAUUUGGAGAAGAUACUUCUAAUUUAAAGAAUCUUCAAGCCACUGUUACAAGUCUCCAUCCUUCAUCUCAGGGUUUGAAGGAAUUUGUGAGUGAAGUGAACACACUAGCAUCAUUGCAACACCCCUAUCUCUGUAAAUUGAUUGGCUUCCAUGGUCGUGAGGGAUCUGAUAGAAGAAUGUUGGUUUACGAGAGGCUUUUUCAUGGAAGUUUAGAUCGACUUUUAUAUGGUAGAACAGAUGGCCCACCUAUUGAUUGGAAUGCAAGAAUGAAAGUCGCACUUUGUGCUGCUCAAGGGCUUACUUUUUUGCAUGAGGAAGGACCAUUUCAGGCGAUGUUUCAUGAAUUUUCAACUGCGAAUAUACAAAUUGAUAAAGAUUUUAGUGCAAAGCUUUCGGGGUAUGGUUGCAUAAGUCACAUUCCUGAAACUGACAUCUCAAAUAAUUCAGUUGCAAUGGGGAAUCUUUCAGUAGAGACAUUAGAGAGAGGACUUUUAACCCCAAAAAGCAACGUAUGGAGUUUUGGGAUCAUCCUCCUUGAAUUGCUUACAGGGAGAAAGAAUCUAGACAGCCGCCACCCAAAAGAAGAAAGAAACCUAAUCAAAUGGAGUAGACCCUUUUUAGCCGACGAUAGCCGCCUCUCCCUGAUCAUGGAUCCUCAGCUAAAAGGGCGGUUUCCGGCGAAAGCCGCCAGGACAAUGGCGGACAUAGCCCAAAGAUGCCUUCAAAAAGAGCCAUCAGAAAGACCAACAAUGAGAACCAUUGUUGAACACCUUAAAAUCAUACAAGAAAUGAAGUUUUCAUGUCGAUUCCCGCUUCAAGAGCCAGGUGGCCCAAUCAGCCGGAAACACAUGGCGAAAUCGUUGAGUUUGAAUGGGAUUAUUUAUCCGGCGCCAAGGCUGAGCUACUCACCAUCCCCGCCACCGCCGCCACGGCUGCCGCCGUCUCUGCCGCCACGGAACUGUGCCGCGAAUCUUGCGAUGGAGGGGAUGAUUGUGGACCGUCAAGAAAGUCGGAGGUCAUCGGCUUCGGGUAGACGGUCUAGUGUAGAAGGGUUUUGAAUGUUAAUAGAAAGAUUUUUUUUUUUUUUUUUUUUUUUUUAUAAUAUAAAUUUUUUGAUUUUGCUUCCUCUUUCUUGUUACUAGAUAUAGAAAGUGGAAGAUGGAUUUAUAUUUUUGGAUGUUAGGUUUUUAUUUUUAUUUUGUAGAUAA